Staurois parvus is the source of this 309-nucleotide messenger RNA. NCBI's taxonomy places the organism in Eukaryota, Metazoa, Chordata, Amphibia, Anura, Ranidae. The record is from the annotation of a GenBank genome assembly.
UCACCCACCAGUGCCAGUCAGUGCCACCUAUCAGUGUUGCCAAUCAGUGCUGCCUAUCAGUGCCAGUCAGUGCUGCCUAUCAGUGCGCAUCAGUGCUGCCUAUCAGUGCCCGUCAGUGCCACCUAUCAGUGCCAGUCAGUGCCGCCUAACAGUGCCAGUCAGUGCCGCCUAUCAGUGCCAUAUAUCAGUGCUGCUUUUCAGUGCCCAUCAGUGAUGCCUGUCAAUGCCCAUCAGUGCCACCUACCAGUGCCUCCUCAUCAGUGCCCAUCAGUGCCACCCUAUCAGUGUCCAUCACUGCAGCCUCAUUAG